Molecule: messenger RNA, 2232 nt
Organism: Rubroshorea leprosula
Lineage: Eukaryota; Viridiplantae; Streptophyta; Magnoliopsida; Malvales; Dipterocarpaceae
Source: the annotation of a GenBank genome assembly
AACAUGAGUUUCUUAAAUCCAAGAUGUUUUUUUGUACUUAUAUUAUUUUUUUAAUGAAAUUGUCUGCUUUGUGGAGUUUGGAGAGCAGAAAAGCAGAAAAUGGCCAGUGCUCUCUUGCUGACUGCUACUCCUCUUCUGCCUUCCCGGAAGACCCAAGUAAGGGGAUUCAUGAGAAAUUUGGGGACUUCAUUCCAUGGCCAAGUGAUGUUUAAUCGAAGUUCUGCAAGAAGGGAGUUUAGUAACACUGGUGGAGGCCGAUUUGUGGUUGCUUCAGUGGUUUAUAUGCUACAUCCUUCUUCGUGGAUUUUUACUUGAUAUUAGUUUUUUGUCUUAUAAACCUAGUUUGACUUUGACCUUGUUACUUGAUUGUUUAUGUGACAUCGUCUUGGCAUGUAUUUCCGCUGCGAAUUUUGGAUUCUUAAAUUGCUUUUAGGUGGAUGUUUGAAGUUCAACAUUUUGUGGCUAUAUUUGAAAUCUUUAAAUUGCUUUUGGAUGGAUGUCUAAAGUUUCAAAAUUUGGAGGUAACAUGUGAAGGGGGUAACAGUUUAGAUGGAAUUGGUAUAUUUAUGGGUACACGGAUGAAUUUGGAUAUGGUUCUAGUUCGUCCUUUUUAUCCUGUUAAUCUUAAUGUCUAAUGAUUUGCAGCUUGGAAGGAGGGUCAAGAAGACAGAGACAGUGAUUCCAGAACCAGAUUAUCGGAUACCGAUUGUCCUGCUUGGUCUUGCCGGUGGGCUUGCUUAUACCAAUAAUCUUUUACCAGCGGCACCUGUUGGUCUACUUGGAUUACUCCUAUUGUUCCAGGUAACAGCAUCUAGGAAGAAAGCUUGUCAAACCAAAAAGUAAAAAACUGUAGAAGCAAGAAGUAGAACUCUGAAUUCAAGCAUUUUAAGAAGGAAAACUUUUGAACUUUGAGAAGCUUGAUACCCUUGAAUGCAUUGAAAUCAAACCACAGAUGCCCUUGUGACGGGAUCUUUAGUCAAUAAGGAUCAAUUGACGAGUUCUCUCCCAUCUUCCCACAUGUUUUGGCUUGUUUAAAGAGUUAACUUGGUAUUUAACUAAUAUACAUUCUGCUUUCUGUCAUUUUCUCCACUUGUUAAAUUUUUUCCUUUUAAACUGCUACAAACUGACUCUUUUUUCCCUUCUAGACAACAAGAGUGAGAUUUGUCUUUGACGAUGAGGCUCUGCUUGUGUAAGAUUUUAAUUAUUUUAGCACCAAAAAAUUUGAUGUCACUUAUAUGUGGAGUCCUUUGAUCCAACUUGUACCUCAGCUUGAAUACAAAGCAAAGACUUCCUGUGAGCCACUUCUAUGUGUGCACAUUUGCACAUGUUGUAUGUCUCUUAGACAUACCAUGAAUUUCAAUGCUUGGUUUACAGUCAUCAUUUAUUGAAUGCCAUUCUGAGACUUUUGAGUCACCUUUCACAAGGAUCCUCAUAAAGUUUACUUGCAGAACUAUGUGAAAACCUAGACAUGCGUAUUACACUCUCCUGCUUUAUUUGCUGAUGAAGCUAGUCACUGAAAUUCAUUUUACAUGUAACAUUUACGUUUUUAGGAGGUAAAAGUGGGAGAUCAACUUGAGGAGUCAGGCGAAAACAUAUUUGUCGGUGGAAAAAACCGUUGGAAGUACUCAACAUUUGUGAACUGGGAACUGUGGUGGCCAAAUUUCCCUAUUUUGGUAUAUUUUAAAGAGACACAAACAAAACCUGAAGGACAAGUUCACUUCUUUCCUGUCAUUUUUAAUGGCAAGCAACUUUAUGAUGUAAUGGUGGAGAGAGCUGGCCCUUCAAAAACCAGUGGGCCAAAAGAAUCCUGAGUGCCCCCAGCCUUGUGGGCGCAGAUAUCUGAGAUUGCACGUUCAAUCUUAAGGAUAACCGAUAUUGGUAGCUAAUUCCUUUACCAUUGUACUCAAUACAUUGAGGUAUUGUUGUAUCUUACACAUUUUGUAAUACAGUUAAUUUGUAAUAUGUUGCUCUAAUAAACAUUUCUUUUUUAUGCCAGUUCAGCUUGUAAUACAGAAAGAAUUGAAUAAUUUUUCUGAGAAAGACAAGUAAAAUUGAAGAUCAGUCAAUAUUUUCAUUGGAUGUAAACAAUCUUGGAUAACAUUUGUAAAUGGUGGUGAGUCUCAUUUGGCAAUUCUCAAUUUUCCUUGGUCUCUGUUGAGUAGAAAAAUCAUACAUUGAAAAUAUUAUAAAGAAUUAUGUGGUUUAAACUUUAAAUACAAGAAAUGUUAGUCU